AUGAAGGUGGAGUUGGUGGUUGUGGUAGGGAUGGCGCUUGUGGAGGUGGUGGUAGUGACAACAUGGUGGUGGAGGUGGCAGCAUGGUGGUGGUGAUCGUGUUGGUUGUGGUGGUGGUGGUGGUGGCGAUGGCAGUGGUUGUGGAGGUAGUGAAUGUGGUGGUGUAAGUGGUGGAGUUGAAUGUGGAAAUAGAGGUGGUGUUAUUUUUUAA
Molecule: messenger RNA, 210 nt
Organism: Prunus armeniaca (apricot)
Lineage: Eukaryota; Viridiplantae; Streptophyta; Magnoliopsida; Rosales; Rosaceae
Source: the annotation of a GenBank genome assembly